AUGUACAAAGAUGCUAUGGAGACGUGCUCUCAUUCUGGUGAAAGGGAGCACUAUGAGGAAUUGCUUGUUUAUUUUAUUGUGCAGAGUGCUGUUAAUAUGAGAAGUGCUGGGAUGGAGAGCACUGCAGAAUUGCUAGAGAAGCAAUUAUCAGCAGAGAUAUCGAAGACGACUCUUGAGGAAGCUAUAGCAUUAGCUCGUUCUCUCAGCCAUCAUCUCAACCUUAUGGGAAUUGCUGAAACCCAUCAUAGAGUUCGCAAAGCAAAGGAUGUCGUUCAUUUGUCAAAAUCAUGUGAUGACAUUUUCAGUAAGUUGGUACAAAGUGGAGUGCCACCAGAGGAGCUUUAUAAUACUGUUUGCAAUCAGGGGAUUGAAAUUGUUUUAACCGCACAUCCGACGCAAAUAAACAGACGUACCCUUCAAUACAAGCAUAUCAGGAUAGCUCGUCUUUUGGAGUUCAAUGAGAGACCUGACCUUAGCCAUGAAGACAGGGAGAUGCUGAUUGAGGAUUUGAAGAGAGAGGUUACUUCUUUAUGGCAGACAGAUGAAUUGAGGCGUCACAAACCCACACCGGUUGAUGAAGCAAGGGCAGGUUUACACAUUGUGGAACAAACACUUUGGCAAGCGGUGCCUCAUUAUUUACGCCGUGUUAGUGCUGCUCUGAAAAAGCACACCGGACGUCCACUUCCAUUAACUGCCACUCCUAUCAAGUUUGGCUCUUGGAUGGGCGGCGACAGAGAUGGGAAUCCAAAUGUUACAUCAAAAGUCACAAGAGAUGUUUCUCUAUUAUCACGCUGGAUGGCAGUUGAUCUCUACAUUAGAGAAGUUGACAAUCUCAGAUUUGAACUAUCCAUGAAUAGAUGCAGCGAUAAGUUGGCAGGCCUGGCUCGAGAAAUACUACUUGAAGAAAGUGAAUCUGAGGAUCAGCAACGUGAAAGUUGGGAUCAACACCCUAACAGAAGCCCUGCAAAGCCUUAUGGUCAACAAUCUUCAGCACUGCCAGCACAACUUCCUGUAGCUGCUCAUCUUCCCUCUUGCAGAUCUGGUGACCCUCACUAUCCAAUACUAGAUUUCCCUGGUAAUCGUCAGAGUGGUCUAGGUUCUGCUCCAGAAUCCCCAACAAAAUUAGACAACGGUGGAGCUGGUUCUCAAUCUCAAGAUGGCAACUCACAGCCUUGCCUUCAGAACCAAUUAUCUAAAAAAAAUUCUUCCGUCGCUGGUCAUCUUAUUACCCAGAGAAAGCUACUAGAAUCUCAAACCGGCAGAAGUAGUUUCCGGAAGCUUCUGGAACCUAGCCUGCAUCAGCGUCCAGGGAUUGCUUCCUAUAGAGUUGUUCUUGGACAUGUAAAAGACAAGCUUAUGAAGACACGAAGGAGGUUGGAGCUUCUCCUUGAGGAUCUUCCUUGUGAACAUGACCCUAUAAAUGACUAUGAAACAGCUGAUCAACUUCUAGAACCACUUCUCCUAUGCUAUGACUCAUUGCUAUCAUGUGGGUCCGGCAUACUUGCUGAUGGGCGUUUGGCCGAUCUUAUAAGAAGGGUUGCUACAUUUGGGAUGGUAUUGAUGAAGCUCGAUUUGCGUCAGGAAUCUGGCCGACAUGCUGAAACACUUGAUGCAAUUACUAAAUACUUGGAUAUGGGUGUGUAUAGUGAGUGGGAUGAAGAAAAGAAACUGGAAUUUCUUACCAGAGAGCUGAAAGGAAAGAGGCCUCUUGUCCCGCCAACUAUAGAGGUGGCUUCAGAUGUUAAGGAGGUUCUGGAUACAUUCCAUGUAGCUGCUGAGCUUGGGAGCGAAUCUUUGGGAGCGUAUGUGAUAUCAAUGGCAUCUAAUGCAAGUGACGUUCUUGCUGUGGAGCUGUUGCAAAAAGAUGCUAGACUUGCUGUGAGUGGGGAAAUAGGAAGGCCUCGUCCUGGUGCAACUUUAAGGGUGGUUCCUCUAUUCGAAACUGUCAAAGAUUUGAGAAGUGCCGGUUCAGUGAUAAGGAAACUAUUAUCAAUCGACUGGUACCGGGAGCACAUCAUAAAGAACCACAACGGACAUCAAGAGGUAAUGGUUGGUUACUCUGAUUCUGGUAAAGAUGCCGGGCGUUUUACUGCAGCUUGGGAAUUGUACAAAGCUCAAGAGGAUGUUGUAGCUGCCUGCAACGAGUAUGGGAUUAAAGUUACACUUUUCCAUGGGCGUGGUGGUAGUAUCGGUCGUGGUGGGGGCCCCACAUAUCUCGCUAUACAGUCGCAACCUCCUGGCUCUGUGAUGGGAACACUCCGUUCAACGGAACAAGGCGAAAUGGUCCAAGCAAAGUUCAGCAUCCCCCAAACCGCCGUCCGCCAACUCGAAAUCUACACCACUGCCGUCCUCCUCGCGACCCUCCAACCCCCAAUACCUCCUCGAAAAGAAAAAUGGCGCCAAAUCAUGGAAGAGAUCUCAAAAACAAGCUGCACCCACUACAGAAACGUAGUCUACGAAAACCCCGAGUUCAUCUCCUACUUCCAAGAAGCCACCCCUCAAGCGGAGCUUGGGUUUCUUAACAUCGGGUCCCGUCCUUCUCGAAGAAAAGCCUCUGUUGGUAUCGGGCAUCUCAGAGCCAUUCCUUGGAUAUUCGCUUGGACCCAGACCCGCUUCGUUUUGCCAGCUUGGCUUGGUGUCGGCGCGGGACUAAAAGAUGCAUUGGAUAAAGGGUAUCAAGAAGAUCUUCGCGCAAUGUACGAAGAAUGGCCAUUUUUUCAGUCCACGAUCGAUCUUAUAGAGAUGGUUCUUGCGAAAGCUGAUACAUCGAUUACCAAGCAUUACGAUGAGGUUUUGGUAUCUGAGAACAGGAGAGGGCUCGGCGAGAAGCUGAGGACUGAGCUUGUGGCAACGGAGAAGUUUAUUCUGGCUGUCGGGGGUCACGAUAAGCUUUCAGAGAAUAAUAAGAGUUUGAAGAGGUUGAUUGAGAGUAGGUUGCCUUAUUUGAAUCUUAUGAAUUUGUUGCAGGUUGAGGUUUUGAGGAGGCUGAGGAAGGAUAGUGAGAAUGGUAAGCUUAGGGAUGCUUUGCUUAUUACAAUCAAUGGAAUUGCUGCUGGGAUGAGGAACACUGGUUGAGUUUGUGAUGUAAGGUUGGGAGAUAAUAACGGCUUGAAAAGAUUGAUUUUUUUUUUUGGUCUUUGUUUUUCAAGAAAUCUUUGGUUUAUGAAUUUUUGUUUAUAUUUCAUGGGGAGUAUGAGAAUUAUGUCACCGGUGGAUGUUUGUUUGAAUGUUACGGAUACUGCUAUAAGAAUGAACGGUUUUCUAGUAU
Molecule: messenger RNA, 3268 nt
Organism: Asparagus officinalis (garden asparagus)
Lineage: Eukaryota; Viridiplantae; Streptophyta; Magnoliopsida; Asparagales; Asparagaceae
Product: phosphoenolpyruvate carboxylase 4
Exons: 20
Coding region: 1-3075 (1024 amino acids)
Biological process (GO): tricarboxylic acid cycle; carbon fixation
Cellular component (GO): cytosol
Molecular function (GO): phosphoenolpyruvate carboxylase activity
Source: RefSeq, a predicted model, not a curated record